AUGGUUAUGGAGAAAACAUCAUAUGAUUUGUUAAUUACCAUAAAUAUUGUUCUUGUUACUGCACUUAUGGCUUAUGGAUCUGAGGGGCUUAAUGAUGAGGGUCAAUACCUUCUAGAAAUAAAGAGUAGAUUAGUUGACAGAUUUGAUCAUCUUAGUAGUUGGAAUUCCAAUGAUUUCACGCCUUGCGGAUGGAGGGGGGUGAAUUGCAGCAACGGAUACAAUCCGGUGGUUUUGUCUCUUAAGUUGAGUUCAAUGAAUCUUUCUGGUUCUUUGUCUCCGAGCAUUGGUGGAUUGGUUCACCUGAAUCAUCUUGACCUUUCUUUCAAUGAAUUGUCUCGGAAUAUACCUAAAGACAUUGGAAGCUGUUCAAGUUUGGAGGUUCUACUUUUAAACAACAAUAAGUUUGAAGCUCAAAUUCCCAAAGCAUUUGGUAGACUUUCUUCUUUACAAGUAUUGAAUGUCUGUAAUAAUAGAAUAUCAGGGCCCUUCCCUGAAGAGAUUGGAAAUCUUUCUUCCAUGUCCCAGUUGGUUGCAUACACUAAUAAUAUUAGUGGACCACUGCCGCGUUCUAUUGGCAAUCUCAAAAGCUUGAGGACUUUCCGGGCAGGGGAGAACUUGAUAUCAGGAAGCUUACCUACAGAAAUAGGUGAAUGUGAGGGCUUGGAGUAUCUUGGUCUAGCUCAAAAUCAGUUAAGCGGAGAAAUACCUAAAGAGAUUGGAUUGCUUGAGAAUUUGACGGCUUUGAUUCUUUGGAAUAAUCAGCUUUCUGGGGUUAUUCCAAAGGAGCUUGGCAACUGUACAAAUUUGGGAACUCUGGCUCUGUAUGAGAACAAACUUGUGGGAGAGAUACCAAAGGAGCUUGGAAGCAUUGUGUUUCUAGAGGAGUUAUAUCUUUACAGAAAUAUGUUGAAUGGGACCAUUCCAAGAGAGAUUGAUAGCGGGGUUGCAGCUGCUUUAUCUUUUUGA
Messenger RNA from Prunus armeniaca (apricot), 966 nucleotides. The record is from the annotation of a GenBank genome assembly. Lineage: Eukaryota; Viridiplantae; Streptophyta; Magnoliopsida; Rosales; Rosaceae.